UUACACAAAUUUUGAAAAACAAACAAAUGGAGAUUUCAAAGUCUUAUGCUAAUGAAUUCGCGAAAAUGUUACAGGCAUGUGAUAAACAAAAGAAAUAUAUUUUCUACGAGAUAAUGGAGAGCUUAAACACUUUUAUUGAAGAAGUACUUCUUUCAAGGCACAUCAUACUUGGAGCCAAUGAUACAAUUAACGUUGAAGAACUUCUCUACAAAGAUUUUCAUCAAUUAUUUCAUUUCCUAAAGAUCGGCACUGAAGCACACGCAAUGGAAUAUCUGGAUAAUUUGAAGACGAUGAAGGAAAAUCGCCUCAAAGAUGUUCUAAAACGAUGGGCAAUGUUUCGCUCCAACACUCAGGUUACUGUAGAGCAAAUUAUAGAUGUUGAAAUGACAGAUCAAGAAAGAGAAGAUACGAACGAGUCUCUCGCCUUGGCUACCAAUAUACUCAGAGGUGUCAUGUCUGCAACAGUUGAAGAAAAAAGAUUGAUGGACAUCCUGAAAAAUCUCGGAACUCAUCGGAUGACGUAUAAUUAUGUCGACGAAGUGUUUGAAGUUGAUGAAAUCAAUAAAAGAAAUCUGGGAAAGAUGAUUAUACGAUAUGUUGGCCAUGAAGGAACUGAAGCAAAACCAGGACUUCGAAAAAUACUCCAAGCCUGUAUCGAUUUUUUACAAAAAGAGGCAGCUGGUGUGUGGAAAAAUGCCUCUUUCACUAUCUAUGACGAGGACGACAACAUGUACAGCAUAGCUAGUGGGAAUAAAAAAUACCGGUUCAUAUGUGGAAUUGAAGACGGGAAACCUUUUAUAAAGGAAGAAAUGGGAGGACCUUCGCGCAAAAAACCAAAGAUACUACCAAUUCAGCAUACUGCUGGAACAGGUACCGAGGAAAACAGGUGUCAUAUCAUGUGAAGAACUACUCUUUAUCAAGUUGAUUCUGAAAAUAAUUUUAACUGUUUGAUUUAUCUUGCAGUGU
Saccostrea cuccullata (small rock oyster) is the source of this 966-nucleotide messenger RNA. RefSeq lists its product as uncharacterized. NCBI's taxonomy places the organism in Eukaryota, Metazoa, Mollusca, Bivalvia, Ostreida, Ostreidae. The transcript is spliced from 9 exons. The record is from RefSeq and is a predicted model, not a curated record. The coding region runs from base 27 to 902 and encodes 291 amino acids.